Messenger RNA from Dentiscutata erythropus, 1215 nucleotides. NCBI's taxonomy places the organism in Eukaryota, Fungi, Glomeromycota, Glomeromycetes, Diversisporales, Gigasporaceae. The record is from the annotation of a GenBank genome assembly.
AAAGAUAUUUACGAGGCAUCUAUUUUAUAUAAACAAAUGACUGAGAAAGGCAUAGAAAAUGAUAGUUAUUUAUUUGCUGCCUUAAUUUAUCUGCGCGGAAUACUUGAUGAUUCGGAAGGUGCCAGGAAAACAUACGACAAAAUGAAAGCAGCUGGAGUUAUUCCCAACACUAUAUUAUUUAAUCAGCUCAUAUAUUCUCACGCUCGUGACAAGAAAGUAAAUGCAUCGCAGAUCGAAGCUUUGUAUCUCGAAAUGUUGGCAGAAAAAUUAGAGCCAAAUCAUUAUACAUUUGAACUACUUAUUGAUGCGAUGUCCAAAAGACAUGCAUUUGCAAAGAUAUGCGGAGUUUUUAAUGAAAUGUCCCAAAGAAAUAUCCCUAUAACAAAUGUAGCUUACAAUUCUCCAAUUCGUCAUCAUGGAUUAGCAGGAAACACAGAACUUGCCUGGAAAUUUUUCAACCGAAUGAUAUCUGCUGGAAUAGAACCAUCUAUGUAUAUUUAUACUUCUAUAAUAUCCCUUGCUACUGCAUCGUCCGAUUUUGCAAUAGCUAUUAAAGCUUUUAAAGACCUCUUAACACGUGGUCUCAAACCCAAUGUUCAUGUUUAUUCAGCCUUGAUCACUGCAUUGGUAAAAUCGGGGAAUACAGAAAAAGCAAUUGAAAUGCUUCAUCAUAUGGUUAACCAUGGUGUAUCGCCUAACCACAUAACUUUUACAUCAUUAAUUCAAGGGUUUGCAAUUAAGCGUAAUUAUGAGAAAGGUAAAGAAAUGUAUGAAAUGAUGAAAAAAUCAAAUAUUAUUCCAGAUAGAUUCACAUUUUAUCAUUUGGAGAAAUUGUACAAAACGACUGGACACAUUGAGGAUAUUAAAGAGUUGUAUGAAGAUAUUAAAAGAUACGGUAUAGAUCCUCAAUCUCGUGAUCGCAUCCUGAUAAAAGGGAAAGGCUCGUAUUAUUGGAGAUCAAGGAUCUUGAUAAAACGAAGAAUUGAACGACAAAAAGCAAACACUGAUCCUGAAGAGCAAUAUGCUAUCAAAAAGCGGCAGCGUAAAAUAUGGAAAAGACGCAAUCUAAUACGAGAAGCAGCAUUGCAAAGAUUAUAUUCUAAACUUCAAAGUAGUCAAAAUUUAGAACCAUAUCCAAUAUGGAAAAAAAUAUAUAUUCAAGAAAAUUAUGAAGAUUUGCAACGAUAUAAAAAAUCUGGAUCAUUUCCAUUUUAA